UAAAAAAAGAAAGACCGAAAGAGGAAAGUAUUUAUAGUAAGGUCCAUCUUUUUGUUGCUCUUCUUCUUCUUCCCCAAUUCUGCUGCUACUAUACUAUCGCUUUCCCUUUGGUUUCAGCAUGCCAUAGCUGCAUACCCUCUUUUUCUCUCUCCUCAACUCGUCUUCCACAAAACCCUAAUUCAAUUCAAUGACGGCAGCAGCUAUUGGCCAGAUCAAUUUGCAGGAAUUACCGACUUAUGGCUCCCGCAGCGUCGAUUGUUUCCAGAAAUUGGAACAAAUUGGGGAAGGCACUUACGCCCAAGUGUACAAGGCUAAAGAAAUUUAUACUGGGGAAACUGUUGCUUUAAAGAAAAUUAGAAUGGAGAAUGAAAAGGAAGGGUUUCCAAUCACUGCCAUACGUGAAAUCAAAAUUCUACAGAAGCUGCAACACGAAAAUGUAGUCAAACUUAAAGAGAUUGUGGCUUCUACUCCAGGUCAAGAGAAGGAUGAACAAGGGAGGCCAGGUGGUAUCUACAUGGUCUUUGAGUACAUGGAUCAUGAUUUAGCUGGUCUUGCUCGUUGUGCUUCGAUAUUUUCUGUUCCACAGAUCAAGUGCUAUAUGAGACAACUUUUGAUGGGGCUCCACUAUUGUCAUGUAAACAAAGUACUGCAUCGUGAUAUAAAAGGUGCAAAUCUUCUUAUAGACAACAAGGGGACUUUGAAGCUUGCAGAUUUUGGCCUUGCCCGCUUUUUUGCAAAUGAGCAUAAUGGAAAUCUAACAAAUCGGGUCAUUACCCUGUGGUAUAGACCUCCAGAGCUGCUACUUGGCAGUACGAAGUAUGGUCCUGCUGUUGAUAUGUGGUCAGUUGGCUGUAUAUUUGCAGAGCUUCUUGACGGGAAACCAUUAUUUUCUGGGAAAGAUGAGCCAGAGCAAAUAAACAAGAUCUUUGAGCUGUGUGGAGCCCCAGAUGACUCCAACUGGCCCGGGGUUACGAAGCUACCUUGGUAUACAAAUUUCAAGCCAAACAGGCCAUUGAAAAAGCGUCUUCGGGAUCAUUUCAGACUCCUUGACCGCCAUGCUUUGGAGUUGCUGGAGAAGAUGUUGGUUCUCGAUCCUUCACAGAGGAUCUCUACCAGGGAUGCACUCGAUGCUGAGUACUUUUGGACUGAUCCUUUGCCAUGUGAUCCUAAGAGUUUACCAAAAUAUGAAUCAUCACAUGAAUUCCAAACGAAGCAAAAACGUCAAAAGCAACGACAGCACGAGGAAGCAGCAAAACGUCAGAAACUCCAGCAUCCCCCAGCAUAUACCCGUGCACCCAUACAGCAGUCGGGUCAAGCCCAUACUCAGAUGCAGACUGGGCCUAACCAGCCCAUGCACGGCUCUCAACAUCCCGUCCCUUCUGGGCCGGGCCAUCAUCAAGGGAAGCCACGAGGACCCUCCAGGUACGCUCAGGGUGCAAACUCCAGUGGGGGGCGUAAUCGUCCUAACCGCGGAGGUCAAGGUGGUGAGAGAGGCUACGGCAGUGGUCCAUACAUGCAGCACGGACGAGGCCAAGCAUAUGGUUCAAGUAGCAUGCCAGCUGCAGGCCCAGGCCAACGAGGUGGUGGUACUUCUAGUGGUUAUGACGGUGGACGGAAUUAUCCGCAAGGGGGUCCGUAUGACGGUUCGGGUGCGGGCCGAGGAUCAAACAUGAUGGGUGGUCGGAAACAUAAUCAGCAGCACGGUUGGCAGCAGUGAUGUUGAAUCAUACUACGCUUAGCAAUGAUCAUCAGGCAACAACUAUGUAUUGAUGUACUAAUUAUGUAUUUUAUGGUUCACUUUUUGGUUAAUGAUCUUAUUGUAUUUAACAUUCACUUUUUGGUUAAUGAGCUUUUAUGUGGGAAGAAUGGAAGAUCAUGCCCUUCUCCUUUUGUGCUUCUACAACCUACAUUUUGUGUUUCUAACUUUAAGUCUUCUGAAGAAUAUUUGUUUGGGCUUUUGCA
Messenger RNA from Spinacia oleracea (spinach), 1962 nucleotides. Its product is annotated as cyclin-dependent kinase C-2. The record is from RefSeq and is a predicted model, not a curated record. The coding region runs from base 188 to 1717 and encodes 509 amino acids. NCBI's taxonomy places the organism in Eukaryota, Viridiplantae, Streptophyta, Magnoliopsida, Caryophyllales, Amaranthaceae. Gene Ontology annotation, biological process: protein phosphorylation; positive regulation of transcription elongation by RNA polymerase II. Gene Ontology annotation, cellular component: cyclin-dependent protein kinase holoenzyme complex; nucleus. The transcript has 12 exons. Gene Ontology annotation, molecular function: ATP binding; RNA polymerase II CTD heptapeptide repeat kinase activity.